Molecule: messenger RNA, 1423 nt
Organism: Pantherophis guttatus
Lineage: Eukaryota; Metazoa; Chordata; Lepidosauria; Squamata; Colubridae
Gene: CD63
Product: CD63 molecule
Biological process (GO): regulation of vascular endothelial growth factor signaling pathway
Cellular component (GO): plasma membrane
Source: RefSeq, a predicted model, not a curated record
GAACUUCUUGGCCGUCGGGACGUGUCCUGUUUUUAGCCUGCUUGCUCUUUCCGUCGAAACUUUCUCGAGUUACUACAGUGAUAAUAAGCGAAGGAUUUCGUCCAGGGUUCCUCCCCUUCCUUCAGUAAAGCUGAUCACGAUUCCUGGAAUUGCAGAAACAAACAAAAAACGCAAGAUGGGAGUGGAAGGUGGGAUGAAAUGUAUUAAAUACCUAAUGUUUUUCUUCAACUUUAUAUUCUGGCUCUGCGGAAUUGCUUUGAUUGCCCUGGGGAUUUUCGUACAAAUCGAGCUCAAAAACACGCUGGUGAUGACCAGCCCAGCAUCGGCUUCUGCUGCUCCUAUUGUCAUCCUGUCCGUAGGCGUCAUAGUAUUCUUCAUCUCCUUCUUUGGUUGCUGUGGGGCAGUGAAAGAGAACUACUGCAUGGUCACCACGUUCGCUGUCCUGUUGACUAUAAUCUUCCUGGUGGAGAUUGCAGCUGCCAUUACAGGAUACAUCUUUAAAGACAAGGUCCAAACAGUGAUUAAAGAUGAAAUCCAGCAAGAAAUGAAUAACUACAAUUCAUCCAUGAAAAAUACUUUGGAUGAUUUGCAGAAGAGAUAUUCCUGCUGCGGAAUCAACAGUUAUACUGACUGGUUUAAUGUCACACAAUUUAAGCCUGGAAGAGUACCCUCCUCUUGCUGCAAGAAUACCACGGACUGUACCAAAAAUCCCACGCGUGAAAAUACUUUCGAAGAGGGUUGUGUGAAAAAAAUAGAAGAUUGGCUGAAGAGACACAUCGUGAUCGUGGCUGCAGUUGCGUUGGGCAUUGCCUUCUUUGAGCUCCUGGGCAUCAUUUUUGCCUGUUGUCUCAUGAAAGGAAUCCGCAGUGGCUAUGAGGUCAUGUAAUCGUUUCUCUUCCUGUACAUCUGGCUGUUAUGAGGCCCAAUCACAAAACUCUGGAAUACUUUCAUCUCCAUUUCUGGGGAUACAGUUGACCAUCAUGUGCCAAUGGGACAGGGUUGGGUGGAUGCCUCUUCUUCUGUUGCCUGUUAGGAAAAUAUAUGCUGCCCUCAAAGGAUUCACACAUUGCCUUAUCUCUCUUUUUUUUCCUCUCCCAUAAUGGGCAGGUUUAAAUCCAUUCCUUGCACCUCACUUGCAACUCCUAGACCUUGCAUUAUCCUUCAUGUGAGACUUGUGUGCCACCUACUGGGCAUCUGAUGAUAUGUUACUGGUGCCCUUAAUAGAUGUGAGCAAACAUAUUUAAAGACAUUAUUCUACUUUAUGAGUCCUUUCAAGUAGACUGUCUUAUGUGUUCAGCUAUAUUUCUCUUUUCCUUUGGAAAGAUAAACUCUUGAUUCUAUAUAGGUUAUAAGAAGGAAAAUUGUCAGGGCUAAUAUUUUUAGUCAGUAAUUCACUAUUUGGAAAAUAAAAGAUAUUGUUUCA